AAAGCAAAACGGGAAAGAUUAAAUAUCGCUAGUAAAUAAUAUUCAUUUUCUAGUAUUUCCUUUUAUUUUCCACGACUUAAUCGUAUUGUUAGGUGUGUGAAUAAAAGUCUCAAAUUGGUAGUGGAAAAGAUUGGGAAGUAUGAAUACUGGUGGUGGUAUGAGGCCUUUAGGGAAAACUGUGCUAACUUGACCCAAAGCGUAUAAUAUUACGCCAUGUUAAAAGAGUAUCUUCGGGCUGCUUGAGCCCAAUACGUAUAUUGACUCAAUGUAGUAAAACUCAGAGGAAAGUUAACUCUAUUUCAUUGUGUAUAGCAUCAGAAAAGUAGAGAUCAAAAUGAAAAAAGGAGGAUAUCACAAACUUUAAAGCUGAACGUGAAGAAGCUUCCAUCAAUGAAUGUGGUAUACCCUCAUCUUGUGUGCGGGGGAAGAUCUUUUUCUCGUAUACUUUGGGAAACUCUUGAAUCAUUUCAUGAGAUAAUUCCUCAUAAUAUUUCUAACACAAAAAUUGCCAGCUACAUUGCUUUCACCAGGAACCGCCAAUACUUGUCAAAUUGUGGUCGUAUAGUAUCUUCGUACACUAAUCCAAAACGACUAGUUUUGAAGGUUGUUUACAAGACUAAAAGAAUGUCCCGUAGGCAAUACAAUAAGGAAUAUGCUUUAUUCAUCAAUUACGCACUUGUGCUGUUUGUUGAGUAACUCCAUGUAAUUAGACAUCUUAAUUUAACAAAUGUUUUCUUAGGUGCAUGAGGUAGACCCAGAAAAUAUGGUUGAAUCUUAUAUUCUGAUGUAGAUCUUUAAUUCUUCUUAGGCUUGCAAGUGACUUUUUGCUUUUGGUUUCUUGUUGUCUUAAGUCGUCCUCUUUUCUUUACAAGUUAUUCUCUGAUUUGUGCCUGCCUUAAGGCUAAGGGGAGAACUGCAUGUCCUACUAGUUGGAUAGAGGCCUACCUUCCUAUUGGCUUCUGCGGUGAAAAGUUGUUGGGCUAAAGAGUAUUGAAGCUAAUCCGUAAAAUCAAAUGCAGAUGAAUAGAUCCACUUUCGCUUUAGAAAAUAAGAUCCUAGAAGCAAUUGUCAGCACCCAAGAGUGUGGCCUAGUGGUCAAUGAAGUCGGUAAGAACCAUUAGGUUUUAGGUUGAAAUCCUAGCGGAGGCAAAAAUAUAGGUGAUUUCUUCUCAUCUAUCCAUAUCAACCUAGUUACCUGGUACCUGUUACUGGUGGGAGGUGGCAGGUAUCCCGUGGAAUUAGUCGAGGUGUGGGCAAGCUGGCCCGGACACCACACCAUCAACAUAAAAAUAAAGAUCCUAGAAGCAAUUGUUUAGCAUGAAAUUAUCUGUCAUAAUGAAAACAACAAGACAGUAAGGUAGGGGUAAGGUCUGCGUACACACUACCCUCCCCGGACCGCACAGUGUGAGAUAUUACUGGGUAUGUUGUUGUUGUUGUUAACUCAUGCACUAAAGAUAACACUUGUUUAAGAUUGUGAAAUUACUGCAUAAGUAGCACCACCUGUGUAAUAUAAUAAAUACAUCCUCUUAUUAUCCAGCCUGCUUACCUUAAUAAAUACAUCCUCUUAUUAUUCAGCCUGCUUACCUACGUCGUGUUCUUUUGAUCUUGUAAAUAACCCUCAGGACAAAUCAUUUAGGUCUGGUUUGAAAUUUCAUUGUGUGAAUAUACUAACAACUGUUGUUUGAAGAUUUUUUUGGUUUCUUCUGAAAGCUUCGUACCUGAUGGCUUUUGUAAUAGAGGCCUUAUGUGGAACUAUCUUUGGAAAUUAUCCAAGAGUUUUGCGGUGACUUUUGUUUAUUGUAUCUAAAAGUCUUACCAGUUCUAGGGUCAACUAUGCCUUGUAUAAGAAGUGAAGAAGAUCUUUUUCAGCAGCUUCCUAUAUUUGCAACCUCUAACUUAUAUGAUCCCAAUGGCGAGCUAAAGUUCAUAUUUCUUCUCUAUUAGCUUCUUACUUAUUUUCCAUUGAGCGGUGUUAUUUUCCUUGUUGGGAUCAUAUAGUUCCAUACUUUAAAAGUUGUUUAUUGACCUUGUAAUGUUUUUGGAUCUUGGAGUUCAAUAGUAGGUAUGGACCCCGGUUGGUUGAGCAGCAGUGGUUGGAUCAUCUUCUAAUUUAACACUAUCUGGUUAAAAAUCACAUCUAAAUCUAAGUUCAUUUUAGUAUCUUCAGUUUGUUGAUGUCUUUUACUGACUAUUAUAGUCUCCUGAGUAAUUAAGUGCUAUGAGUAUUCUGCUUCUUUAUAUGAACUCAGCAAGACAAGGACGAGAUGAUGAAGAAUGUCAUUUUAGUUGAAGAUAGAAACAUGUAGUAUCAACGAAAAUUGUUAACCUAUAGAGAGUGGAAGGAAGGUACCAAAUUUGCCUAAUUAACGAAAAAUUGAACUGGUUGAGCUUGAAAGUCGAAACGCGAAUUACAAAAUCCAAAUUCCAGAUUGGUUGAUAGCCUUAUAAAUUAAAAAUUGAAGCCUGAAUAUUGAGAGAGUUAAGAGAAAAUUGAAUGUGGAAGUUGAGUGUGAGAAAAUGAAUUAGGGUGUGAUUUAAGAUCUGCAUUAAUAUCUAAUGCUAAUGCUACUAAUAGCCCAACCAGUUAUAGAUCCUCAAUUCAUGUUUAAGCUAAUAGAUUUGUCAAAUAUUUCAGAUAAAAAGUAUGAGUCGAUGGGGUAGAAGCAAGGAAGCUACUGAUGCGAGAAAGUCUACCAUUGGAGACUUACCAACUGAUAUUAAACAGAGGAUACUAGAGUAUAUGCCCAUCCAAGUUGCUGCAAGAACUAGCAUCUUAUCAAAGAGAUGGACAUAUAUAUGGUCUACGCAGCCAAACCUUGUGUUUGAUCACCACUUUUUUCAGUAUGUAUCUAAUAACAGGGCAUCUGCUGGAAGGAUAAUCCAUAAAAUUCUCAUGCGACAUACUGGACUGAUUCUGGGAUUCCAACUUAUCUCUAGGGAACACAAGCUGGCACAGUCAGAUGUGGAUCAGUGCAUUACCUUUCUCUUAGAAAAUGGUGUCCAGAAGCUCACCAUAGAUAUGGCCAACAAUAAACCUUAUGCAUUGCCUUAUGCCAUUUUCAGUAGUUCAACAUUGACACAUUUGAAGCUUUCGAGGUGUAUCUUUGAGCUGCCUGAUGUUAUCAAAUUGCCCAGUCUUGUCAGCCUUAAUCUAGAACUUGCUGAACUUGCCAGUCGAAAAACUGUACGCUUUCCUCAUCUUCCAAUGCUCGAGAUUUUGAAGAUAAACAUGUCCAGAAUCUGCAGUUAUACUGAAAUAUUUUCUUUCUAUCACGUGGCCCCAAUGCUGAGAAGCAUUAAACACCUCUACUUGGCUGGUUCGUUCCUAGAGAACUCAUGGAUGGUUCCUGAGCCAGAGAGGCUUGUUCAACCACUAAACCUGGAAAGGUUGAUACUAUAUGACUUGGAGAUUUCUUACAAACAUAUUUAUUGUGCUCUUUGCUUCCUUCGGAUUUCACCUAAACUUUAUGAACUCAGCAUACGUGAAACCGUGAGGGUUGGUGAUACACCGAGUAAUACAACGGAGUUGCUUUCAAAUUACUUUUCCGAGCCUCGGAACCUUGUGAAUGAAGCACUGAAAAUGAUUAAGACAGUGAGGUUAAGGAAGUUCAAGGGUUCAAGAGUUGAAAUGUGCCUAGUAAGACUCCUCCUUGCUCACUCUUUAAACCUAGAGAAGAUGAUCAUUGAACAGUAUUCGAGAAAUGCCACAAGGUGUAAUGAACAUUUGAAAGAACUGGUAAGCUUUCCUCGAGCAUCACCCAAAGCAGUACUCAAGUAUUUAGAAUCUCCAUCCCACGAAACGAGGAAAAGAGCAGCUCCAGUUUAGAUUCUAGCAUAUUAUGACUUUUUGGUUAGGUGCAUUGAUGUCCUAUUCAAACUGAAUGUCAUUUAGCUAAAUAUGGAUGUAAUUUGGCAAACACUUUCUCUGACUAACAGGGCCUCAGCCUUUUUUUUUUUGGCUGUAAACUCUGCUCUAUGUAUAGACCUGCUGUCACAUUUUGUUAUGAUCCUUCUUAAUGUUAGUAAA
Nicotiana tabacum (common tobacco) is the source of this 4027-nucleotide messenger RNA. The record is from RefSeq and is a predicted model, not a curated record. Lineage: Eukaryota; Viridiplantae; Streptophyta; Magnoliopsida; Solanales; Solanaceae.